Messenger RNA from Plodia interpunctella (Indianmeal moth), 4884 nucleotides. It is a transcript of the gene chb, whose product is annotated as chromosome bows. Gene Ontology annotation, biological process: establishment of mitotic spindle localization; mitotic spindle assembly. NCBI's taxonomy places the organism in Eukaryota, Metazoa, Arthropoda, Insecta, Lepidoptera, Pyralidae. The transcript is spliced from 39 exons. The record is from RefSeq and is a predicted model, not a curated record. The coding region runs from base 455 to 4825 and encodes 1456 amino acids. Gene Ontology annotation, cellular component: microtubule organizing center; basal cortex; mitotic spindle. Gene Ontology annotation, molecular function: microtubule binding.
ACAGGUCACGUGAUGUAAAUUUUUGUUGGGCAUGCGCGAUGCUGCUGAAUAUUUCGUGAUUUUUGAACGGUGAGACGUUUUUUCGCGAAAUUAAACGUUUACGACGCGUUUAUUGUGUUUCUUUACUAUUUUUUGAACACUUACGACUCGGUUAUUAUUGAAAAGUGCUUGUGAGUUGGUGUGAGGAAGUGUUUUCAAAGGUCACACAAAUGGAUGUCUGAUCUUGCGAAGUGAUGUUUUUAUCACAUCCAAUAUCUGUUUGGUUUCUUUGUUUUACGCACGAUCGUGUUACCAGUCGGAAGGUUAAUGCGUGACAAACCAGUGCGCGGCAUCCGUGACAAGUAACAAGUGUUAGUGUCAAGUGACAAGUGUUAGUGAGAUGAGAGCUCAACGGAUUGAUCUUAAACUGUGCCAGUUUUCGAACUUGACAGGAUAAGAGUUCCGAGAUUGAGCGAUGUCGCACUACCCGCAGCUGGCCUCGCUCGAGGCAGCGUUGCCUUUACUCACGAGGCCGGACCUGCGCAUGCGCCAGCAACUCGGUGAACAACUGACGGUGCUGGUCCGCAGGGAGCCGGAGUUGACGCCCGACUUGGUCGACCAACUAGUCGACGGACUGGUUGGCUGGCUGAAUGGGGGGAACUUUAAGGUAGCACAAAACGGUCUCGAAGUGCUAGCGGCGGUGGCUGAACGUUUAGGAACAGAUUUUUCCAAUAAUGUGCCCACGGUGCUACCACAUAUUAUUGAUAGGCUGGCGGACACAAAAGAAGGUGUGCGUCACAUGGCACGCAUUUGUAUCUCGUCACUAGGUGACAGCAAGGCUGUGGCCCCCAGGACUCUGUUGGCGAGGCUCAUACCAACAUUACAGCAUAAGGCACCCCACGCACGCGAGGAGACAGUCAGGUGUAUCCAGGCCUUAUUGGACGCACACGGCGUUACAGAAUUACAACUGCGCGGCGCUGUGCCGAAUUUGGCGGCUCUAGUUGGCGACCCCAACAGUGCAGUGAGAGAUGCCGCAAUGCAACUAUUAGUAGACGUCUACCGGCACGUUGGAGAAAGACUGAGACAAGAUUUAAAGAAGAAAGAGUUGGUGCCGGCGCAGAAGCUCGCGUUGCUCGAGCAGAAAUUUGACGAGGCGAGGGAAGCCGGAUUGUUACUGCCUACAGCAUCGCAAGGCGUGGACGAGGCAGAUUUUAUAGCCCGAUCUGCAAAGAGAACUAUGACAAUGCCCUCCGCCCGCCGCGACGGUGACUCCGGGGCUUCCACACCAGCGUGCGAACAACCAAAGAAAACUAUUGGAGGGCUAUACAGUAUGCCUAGCCGGAAGCCGCCGCCACCUGUUAAGCUUUCAGCCGCUAGAAGCGUAUCAAGCUCAAUAGGCGGCGCGGGCAGCGGCGCGGGCGAGGCGGGCGCGGUGUCGUGCGAGGCGUUCGAGGCCGCGUUCGCGGGCGCCGCGCCCGCCGCCGUGUACGGCGCGCGCGGGCUCGACGACCUGUGCCGACACGCCGCCGCGCUCUUGGGGGACCGCGCCGCCGAUUGGGAGAAGAGGGUCGACGCGCUCAAGAAAAUCCGUUCCCUACUAUCAGCCAAUGCGCACAUACAAUAUCCAACGGAGUUCUCAGCUAAUUUGAAAGAUUUGUCUGUGCCGUUCUUAGUCGUUAUCAAGGAUUUGAGGAGUCAGGUUGUUCGCGAGGCCUGCAUUACGAUAGCACACAUGGCGAAAGUGCUCAAGAACAAAUUGGAACAGUUUAGUUUGUACAUACUACAGGAAUUGAUCAAUUUGAUACAGAACGCUGCUAAGGUUGUAUCCUCGGCCGGCACGGUGUGCGUGCGGUACAUAGUGCUGUACGUACACUCGCCAAGGUUGAUACCGGUGUUGGCCACCAAUUUGACCACGAAUAAGUCGAAAGAAAUUCGCUCCACGCUCAGCGAGGUGCUAGUUCUACUUCUAGAAAAAUGGUCGCCGUCGACGAUAGAGAAGCAGCAGACGGUGGUGAGGGACGCUAUACGCAAGGCGUGUGUCGACGCGGACAGCAACGCUAGGAAUUGUGCGAGAAAAGCGUACUGGGCUUACAAGCGCUAUUUCCCCGAAGACGCGGAAGCAUUGUUCCAGAGGCUAGACAUCGCUGCGCAGAAGCAGAUAGAGCGAGAGAAAAAUAUAGGCAGCGUCGACAGUCUGCAUCAUAUUGGCGCAGAAAGGAGAGCCAUCACCAGUCCAAGGAGUCCGUCAGCCAGUGUUUCAGCGGAGAGGGCGAUGGGUGCCACAGCCAGGUCGGUGUCCUGCGUGGACCCCGCCGCGGCGCAGCGUGCGCGCGCGCGCGCGCUCUACUCCAACAUGUGUCGCGGCAAAAUGGCGGCGGGGACUGCCAGCUUACAGGGGGAAGUCGCCCAGCAAGCGCGGUCUAAGCGGUCGCCGAGCGGGGCCGCGGUGCCGCCGAGCCCGGAGAGGACGGUGCGCUCGAGGUCUAGGCCUGGAGUCUCACAAUCACAACCGACGUCCAGGUCGUCGUCACCAUCGUCCCGCAGCGGGCCGGUGUCCCUCUCCAGCGCCCGACGGCGGCCCUCAGGCAUACCCAGGUCUCUCGCCGGCUCCAGGGAAACCAGUCCCACCAGAAGCGGUCGUUCUAGCAGUGUAGUGGGCGGCAUCAGGAGACGGGACUCUGUUGAGAGGACAGCGCCAUCUAGGACUCCGGCGGGCACUCUGAGGCUUUUGCAGCAGAGUAGAGACAGAGAGGGAGUUCUGAGAAGUCCAGAAGAUAGCUCAGGAUGCGAAGGGCUCAGAGGGAGGGACGACGACUCAGAAGCCUCCAGCGUCUGCUCUGAGAGGAGCUUCGAUUCUUACAGGAGACACGACAAUAUGUCGUGGUCGGGUGUGAGAGGGAUGGAGUGCGGCUCCCCGCCGCCGCCGCCCGACGACAUCCUCGCGCUGUGCGCCUGCACACACUGGACCGAGAGGAAAGAUGGCCUCACGCACUUGGCCAACUACCUAAACAGCGGUCGUUUGCUAACCGACGAGCAACUGAAACGCCUGACGGAACUCCUGAAUAAAAUGUUCGUCGACGCUCACACAAAAGUGUUCUCAUUACUGCUGGAUGCUGUAUGCGAACUCCUAUUGGUCCAUUGGCAACAGCUGAAGGAUUGGCUGUACCAACUUAUGUUUAGAUUGCUAAUGAAACUGGGCACAGACAUUUUGGGCUCGGUGCAGAGCAAGAUAAUGAAGACGUUGGACGUCAUACACGAGUGCUUCCCGGCUGAGCUGCAGCUGCACAAUAUAUUCAGGUUCCUGGCAGAUGGCGCCACAGCCCCUACAAACAAGACGAAAGUGGCAGCAUUAAGAUUUUUAUCAGAUUUAGCUCACGACUACUGCACGCCUUCCAGCUUAGCGGCCGCCUUGCACGGAGGCGCGACGGGCGCGGGCGCGCGCGCGCUGUCGAAGGUGUCCGCGCUGGCGGCGGACGCGCGCGCCGCGGACGUGCGCGUCGCCGCGCGCAGAGCCUUGGCUUGUCUCUACGACUGUAACCCUGUACCUUUCACGGCGCUGAUGAGUGAAUUGCCGCCCGAGACCCAGACAUUGGUCAACGGCGUGGUGCAGCAACACGUGAGGAGGACCUCCAGCACGGGCAGCGACAGUCCGCUGAGGACGGUGAGCAGCGCCAGCAAUUCAGCGAACGCCGAAGACGUCUACUCCAGGAUACGGAAGACGACAUCCGAAAUACACAACUAUACUGCACAGCAUUCUAAUGCUGACUGCGGCAACCACACGUCAAGCAAGGACUCGGGUAUCAGCCAGAUGUCUGACGUCACGCUGUCCAACAAAGGCCAUAAUGGCGUGCCCAACGGACAUUAUAAUGCUGAGGCGAUAGCUCGCGCCGCGUCAGCUGAUAGCUCCGAGGAGGCGAACAGCACGAAGGAAUCAUCGCCUGUGCCCGCCCAUCAUCGGCUGGACUUGUCUCAACACGGGGAAUAUAAUUCUUCACACCUCGGCCGAGACAAAAUUAAAGCAUAUGAAACUGACGAGAACGGAUUCAUUAUAACGAAAUCCGGUCUAAGAGAACAAGAAGUGUUGGAAGCCCUGUGCAAGUUGGACGUUACACAAGCCCCCCCUGAACAAUGGGAAAGUUUGUUGCUGGCAACACACGAGUUGCUGAAAUAUGGCGACUGCAGAAAACCUAACGAGUACUUCAAAAAUAUAGUGAGAGUAGCGUUAGCUGCCCUCUCCAUAGAAGAGAACUCUGGAGACAAGGAGAAUACUGAAAACGUCAGCAACGCCCAACAAUCUUCAGGUUGGGGUUCAGCUAACGAAAGGGCGGCGGCGGAAGCGGUCAAGGUUCUAAUCUGGCUGUGUCGAAGACCAGAAACAAGACCACAAUGGCUGGACUACUUUGAUCUAAUACUAUUGAAGCUCAUCAACGCGUACGGAGCUCUGAAUAAGGAGGUGAUGAGAGCCGUGGACGCGGGAAUGCCGCAUAUAGCUCACGCUUUGCCCGCGCAGCAGGUCCUAGCGCUUCUAAAGCCAGUGAUCCGAACGCGUGGUUACCCUACAUCUCUAUGCGCCUUAAAGCUCGCGGCAGAAGUCGCCAAAGCUCGGAGUUCGGAGCUUACGGACGACAUUGUGUCGCAGCUGAUGGAGGGGGUCGGACAGUUGGCGGACCACCAGAACUCUGCCGUGAGGAAAGCGGCAGUUUUCUGUAUGGUAGCUUUCACAUUCGCGUUGGGGGAGGCGCGCAUGCAGCCGCAUCUCAAACAUUUAUCUGUCAGCAAGUACAGACUGCUGCAGGUAUACAUAAGCAAACAGCGCGAGGAAUCCGGCCGCAGCGGCGGCACGUAGCGGCGACGGCGACGUGCGCACGUCUCCACACGCAGCACGCAGACUGACGGGUAGGGAGG